Messenger RNA from Etheostoma cragini (Arkansas darter), 1058 nucleotides. Its product is annotated as butyrophilin subfamily 1 member A1-like. The coding region runs from base 97 to 927 and encodes 276 amino acids. Lineage: Eukaryota; Metazoa; Chordata; Actinopteri; Perciformes; Percidae. The transcript is spliced from 5 exons. The record is from RefSeq and is a predicted model, not a curated record.
UUUCAUCAUUUUGUGAUUCACACUGUUUUAUUAUUUGUAAAUUUACAUUUUACAAAUUUUUUAGCUUUCAGAAGCCCAGGAUGUCUCACCUGAGAGAUGGACCAGGUCUUAAGUCUUCACACAGUUCUCUUACUGGUGGUGUGUGUCCUUCUCUCGGCACCCUGUUUUGAAGGUCUGCAUGUUGUUGGUCCGUCUCAGCCGAUAACGGCAACAGUUGGGGAUGAAACCGUUUUACCGUGCCACCUGGAACCGGCCACGGCAGCUUCAGGCAUGACCGUAGAGUGGGCGAGACCGGACCUGGACCCCAGGUUUGUCCAUGUGUGGCGGGACGGUGUGGAACUGGAGAGUAAAACACACCCGUCUUACAAGAGAAGAACGUCGGUGUUCCCUGACAAGCUGAAGCUCGGAGACGUUUCACUGAAUCUCUCCAAAGUGAAACUUUCUGAUGGGGGGACGUAUAAAUGCUUCGUUCCAGGACACGGGGACUCGUUAAUUCAGCUUGUUGUAGGUGCUGUUAGCUCACCUUUCAUAGUGAGUAUUAACAGAUCCUCCAGUGGCGUUGCUCUGCAGUGUGAGUCUGAAGGCUGGUAUCCAGAGCCUGAGGUGUCGUGGCUGGACGCUGAGGGAAACCUCCUCUCUGCUGGACCUACAGAGACCGUCAGAGGUCCUGAUGAUCUCUACACUGUCAGCAGCAGAGUCACUGUGGAGAAGAGACCCAGCAACAGAUUCACCUGUAGAGUCCAGCAGAAGGACACUAACCAGACCAGAGACACACAUAUUCAGAUUUCAGCCGAUUUCUUCACGGUGCCACCGAGUUCACCUGUUUGUGUCAACAUUGGUGUUAUUGCUCUGGUUAUUUUCAUUCUGUGUAGUCUGGCCGUUGCCUUUGCUUGGUGGAAAUGGAAAACAUCAAGGCAAACCCUGUAACUGAAGUCUGGGAUGGAACCGUCACGGAAAUGAAGGACAAGAAGAGUUUGUUAGUUACUACAAAAUGUAGAGGUCACUGUUCAAGCAAGUACUACACUGCGGUACUGGACCUUCCUUCUGUGAUUGUGACU